CUCUGCCGAGUGCACGUCGCAGCAAUAAGCAGCAACUACUUUCAACUUUUGGAUUACGCGUCAAACUUAUCUUAGUGUAAAGCAAGCAAUGGUGCUGGAGAUGGAAAUGUCCAAGACCUAUCAAUAUCGCAAGGUGAUGAAGCCCAUGCUGGAGCGCAAGCGCCGCGCCCGCAUCAACAAGUGCCUGGAUGAGCUUAAAGACAUUAUGGUCGAGUGUCUGACCCAAGAGGGCGAGCAUAUUACACGCCUGGAGAAGGCCGACAUACUGGAGCUGACCGUGGAGCACAUGAAGAAGCUGCGCGCGCAAAAGCAACUGCGUCUGGGCAGCAGCAACAGCAGCAGCAGCAGCUCGUCUGCCAGCAGCAACACAUCCGACUCCAAGCUGAGCAUUGCGGAAAGCUUUCGCGCCGGCUAUGUGCAUGCCGCCAACGAAGUGUCCAAGACUCUAGCAGCAGUGCCCGGCGUCAGCGUCGAUCUGGGCACACAGCUUAUGAGUCAUCUGGGCCAUCGUCUCAACUACUUGCAAGUGGUAGUGCCUAUUGGCGUCAACAUGCCCAUGCACAGUGCAGAUGAACUUCAGAGCAGCAGCAGCAGUCCCAGUCCAUCAUUGGUUACACCACCGCCUUCGGAAUGUGGCAGCGCCAGCGGCAGCUGCAGUCCAGCGCCAAGCGAGGCCAGCACUGGCUCCAUGUGGCGUCCCUGGUGAGCGUUUGAGCAGACGGCGGCCUUGAAGCGGCCAAGGCGUUGAUACAAACUACAAGCUGACAGCUUGACUGCGAACAGUUAAAGCUCUGGACAAAGUGCUGAACACAGCGCUCGGCAGCAGCAGCAGCAGCAGCUCCUCAAACUGGGAGUCGCCCACUCUGGCAGAGCCAUAAAUCGGCUAAAGAGUGUUGUCAUCUCUAAAUAUGAAUUUAAAACAUGAUAUAAUAAAAUAUGAUUCAAA
Drosophila busckii is the source of this 946-nucleotide messenger RNA. RefSeq names its product enhancer of split mbeta protein (gene E(spl)mbeta-HLH). Gene Ontology annotation, cellular component: nucleus. NCBI's taxonomy places the organism in Eukaryota, Metazoa, Arthropoda, Insecta, Diptera, Drosophilidae. Gene Ontology annotation, biological process: regulation of neurogenesis; anterior/posterior pattern specification; regulation of transcription by RNA polymerase II. Bases 89 to 706 code for a protein of 205 amino acids. Gene Ontology annotation, molecular function: DNA-binding transcription factor activity, RNA polymerase II-specific; protein dimerization activity; RNA polymerase II cis-regulatory region sequence-specific DNA binding. The transcript has a single exon. The record is from RefSeq and is a predicted model, not a curated record.